Messenger RNA from Zootermopsis nevadensis, 1676 nucleotides. RefSeq lists its product as uncharacterized. Lineage: Eukaryota; Metazoa; Arthropoda; Insecta; Blattodea; Termopsidae. The record is from RefSeq and is a predicted model, not a curated record.
CUUUACGAAUGACAACAACAUGGCCGCUGUUCAGGCUCUCAGUAUCGUCCUUCUGAUUUGCAUUUUCGUGAAGUUGUCGACAUCUAAAGCCCAGGAUUCGUCCAACUCCAGUUCAAGACCCAGCGCAAUAGACACAACAAACCGGGCUGUUUCCCCACCACCGUUUAAUUUGUAUAACCUCUACAGGAGACCAGAAGGUCACGUCAGCUCACGAGAAGUGACUUCAAAGGCGACACAACCAGGCAGUCAAUCACCGGACAAUCAAUCAUCCACUGCUCAGAUCAGUCAACAAAAUACUGGAACCCAGUCUCCAGGCAAUGAGGAUGUUCAACUGGGCACAUUAGGGCAGUUCGCACAGAUACCAAACAGUCAACAGCCUCUGUUUGGAUCAGGGGCAAGACAGCUACAGAACGGCUUCAACUUUGGGACUCAACCUGGGCAGUUUAACUUCGGUUUCAGUUCUCCAGGAUAUCUGCAGAACAUAAACCCACAACAAGCCGACACGCCAAACCAAGGAACAAAUUCAUUUCAACAAAACUUCCCACCCUUUAACUUCAGAACAGCUGAUCAGUUAACAAAUCAAUUUAAUGUAGGUCAGAAUGGAAAUUCUUUGCCAAUUUCCGCAACACAACAAAACACUGGACUUUUCAGCGGUGCUGUGGGCGGUGCAUUACCUCAAGAAGAUGGAGGCUUUGGCCAACUUAACGGCUUCCAGUUCCCCGCUCAUAAUUUCGGACAAGGUUUUUCACAGCAAUUUCCAUCCCCAAACUUUGCUUCUGGGGGGAUCUACAAUAACACGGCUUUCGCGCCUUCCGAAGGAGAUCACAGGUCUGUAGUAGGAUUCUACGGCGAAGCGCCUAACAUAGGAGCUUUUUCCUUUAACGGCGCACCUCUCCAAGCACAGCAACAGAAUUCGUUCAGUAGCCCCGGUGGAUUUCUUGGACCGAAUUUCGAACAAUAUCCGAAUGGCGAGUCUCAGCUGGACAGUGGGACUUCUAUAGGAAAUGGAGGAGAUCAGGCAGGAAACGUUUUUCCUCGGUUUACCUUCCAGAACAGAGGCGGAGCUCAAGAGGCAAGUUUCAGCAACACCGCCAACGACCAGAACAAUUCACCAACCGUCAGGCGGCCUAGCCAGCUACCAAGGCGCAAUAAUUAGUUCCAAAAUCACUAUAAAUAUUAUUCGUCUGAUAAAUUACCUUCCAUACCCUGACAACAUACAGAUAAAGCCUGUAUGGAUAUGCUUACGUGUAUUCUAUUGCAAUGCUUAAACGCAAAUAGGUACAUAUUAGAAAUCUAAUGCAUUUUCUAUUUAAUAAUAUCAUAUCCUCAUUCGUAUUUUGUAUACACUUUCAAAUCUUAUGGAUGUUGGAACACGUACAAGAAUCAUUUUGUUACAUAAACAUCCGAGAAAAAUCCUACUUCGUUUUCUCACGACCAACUUGAAAUAUUUCAUCCAGUGGCCUAAUUCGUCAGCAUUAUAAAUUCCAUAGGAGAGUCCAUAUUAUAAUAGAUAUUUUAAUGUUAUAUCUCCCUCAUCGUCCAUCAUUCAGAAAUCUCUGCGGUAUACAUUUUCUUAUAUUUAUUCAAGAUGUUUACACUAUGUCUAUAAACGCUUCACUGUAUUAUUUACGUAAUUGUGGCAUAAAUAAUUUAAGAUAAACAUAUUUCAAGCAGUA